Molecule: messenger RNA, 981 nt
Organism: Asparagus officinalis (garden asparagus)
Lineage: Eukaryota; Viridiplantae; Streptophyta; Magnoliopsida; Asparagales; Asparagaceae
Product: transcription factor bHLH112-like
Exons: 10
Coding region: 1-813 (270 amino acids)
Biological process (GO): regulation of transcription by RNA polymerase II
Cellular component (GO): nucleus
Molecular function (GO): DNA-binding transcription factor activity, RNA polymerase II-specific; RNA polymerase II cis-regulatory region sequence-specific DNA binding; protein dimerization activity
Source: RefSeq, a predicted model, not a curated record
AUGAUUCGAUUCUUCGAGCCAGAGCUUGAUCGUUGCUGGUCGGUUUCUGCUCCAUCGGAUCAGUAUCGGUGCUCAAGAACAAUGGAUGGUUUGCACGCAUUUCCUGUAGAAUUAAUUAUGCAAAUCUACGUUAAUUUCGCAAAUAAAGAAAGGUCUAAGGUGCUUUCUGUAAAACUGUUUACCGUGUCAGGGAACAGCACUGAAUCUCGAACGAGGAGUUCUAGCGUCGCUUCAGAGCCGGAGAGGCUAAAUAGCUUCCAUGCAAAAAACAUCCUCAAUGACGCAUCCCAAGAUUGCAAGAGUUUCCAUUUUGAAUCGAGUUCUCCAGGACGAACAUUUUUUAGUGUGAACCCUGCGGAAUUGAGAGCAUCUGGAUUCGCUUGCCAUCAAGAUCAAGCAAUCUUCGAGACAAAGAAGCAAAGAAAACGCUCAACCAUCGAUCAUCAAAGAGAACGCAAGAGAUUUAAGUUUGAACACGACAACAAACAACAAGAUUUGCGCAUGGCUCCUACAAUGAAAGCAUCUACUUUGAAGAAGAGCCAGAAGCUAGGGGAUAAAAUCACGGCUCUACAGCAGCUAGUGUCGCCAUUUGGCAAGACUGAUACGGCAUCGGUGCUACAAGAGGCUUGUGCGCAAAUCAAAGUUCUUCACGAACAGAUUCGGGUGUUAAGCUCUCGUUACUUUGGAGCUAAAGCUUCUUAUCGCUCUCAGGAUAAUAUUGCAGAAGAGAAGUUUGAUCUGAAGAGAAAAGAUCUAUGUUUAGUUUCGAUGUCGUCCAUCAUGAAACUCUCUGAUCAAGAAACAAAUCAUUGAAUCUUAACAAAGAACAUCAAUAAAAGGGGACAGAGAGAGACGGGUGGCCGGUAUUAUUCCUAAUUCAGAUCAGAGUUUGAAUUGAGCAUUAUUUUCUUUUCUAAAUUUAAUGUAUUACCAAUUACGACAUCUUCCAUAAUUUCCUUAUGCGUGAUAUAUUAAGAAGCG